Molecule: messenger RNA, 3091 nt
Organism: Amyelois transitella
Lineage: Eukaryota; Metazoa; Arthropoda; Insecta; Lepidoptera; Pyralidae
Gene: BGRP2
Product: beta-1,3-glucan-binding protein
Biological process (GO): carbohydrate metabolic process
Molecular function (GO): hydrolase activity, hydrolyzing O-glycosyl compounds; carbohydrate binding
Source: RefSeq, a predicted model, not a curated record
AUGGCGCGCGUCCUAGCCGGUUGUCUCGUUGUUUGUUUAUUUUUAAAUCCUGUUUUCUCGCAAAAUAACUUCAAAAUUCCAGAUGUGUCUAUUGAAGUGCUUACACCGAAAGGGAUAAGAGUUUCUUUGCCAGAUGUACCAAAAAUGUCUUUAUUCGCCUUCCACGGCAACUUGAACAAGGCGAUCAAGAAAGAAGACACUGGCACUAUCAGAGGGGAGGUCCUGAAGAAGACAAAUGGAAAGUGGGUGUUUGAGGAUCCCAACGUGACCCUGAAGAUAGGAGACGAGAUCAAAUACUAUGUGUUCGUAUCUGUGGACAGAGUUGGGUACAUUAAGGAUAACUUAGUUUAUAGAUACACCGGUUCGAGUGGAGAUGACAGGAAUUGUCGACCGUCACAAACCGAGGUGCGCGGGAGAUCAACAGGCAUUUGCUCGGGGGAGAUUAUCUUCGAAGACCAUUUCGACUCCCUCAACGACGAUAAAUGGAGGGUUGAGCAGUACAUUCCAGUUGAUAAUAAUCCUGAAUUCCCUUUUGUGUCCUAUCAACGUUCAGCAGUAUCCGUGGUGGAUGGGUACCUACGCAUCGAGCCUGGGCUGCAGUCCACGAGGCCAGGUUUCGAUGACAUGUCCAUCUUGACCGGCAAUCUGGACUUGACCAGCGGCUGCACAUCGAGACCUUGCUCCAAGCAAGCCUCAGGAUCUGACAUUCUUCCACCAGUGGUCUCCGGGAGGCUCAUCAGCAUCGGAUUGGCCUUCACUUACGGAACGGUACAUAUAAGGGCGAAGGUACCGCAAGGAGAUUGGUUGUAUCCAGAAAUGCUGUUGGAGUCAUUUUUGAAGAAGUACGGAUCCGACAAUUAUGCUUCUGGUGUUUUGAAAAUAGCUUCUGUGCGUGGUAACAAAGAUUUGAAAUCCAACGACAUGGAUUUUGGGAACAAGGUACUGUAUGGAGGCCCGUUGAUGGAUUACAAAUGUCGCCAAACUCUGAUGGCAAGGAAAGAGUCUUCUCAGAAUUGGGGUGAUGACUUCCACGAGUAUUCCGUGUACUGGGGACCAGAUCGCAUCGUCCUGUCAGUGGACGGAUCAGAAUGGUCUCGUGUUGAACCAGCCUCGACGGGUCUCAGCGGGAGAUAUACACAGAUGUGUGAUCAGCUCCCGAGAGAUGUAUUAGCUAAAGGAACUAAGAUGGCGCCGUUCGAUAACCUGUUUUAUAUAACGUUGGGCGUAUCAGCGGGCGGCAUCUCAGAUUUCCCAGACGAUGCCAAGUCGGGAACCGAACCCAAGCCUUGGCGGGACCGCGCUAACAAGGCCAGGCUCACCUUCUGGAACGCUCGAGACUCCUGGCUGGACACGUGGAGCCAACCGGCGCUGAUUGUGGACUAUGUUAAAGUGGUCGCGUUCUCUGUGUUAGAAAUAAAUAGCGAGCUGUUGUUUACUACUAAGGCCCAUAGCACACGGCAUGUCCCAGGCAUAACCUUAUUUGCCUUCAACGGUAACAUCAACAAGAGAAUCCGGGCAGGUUUGGAAUUUGGUCAGCUCCGAGCUGAGGUGAAGACUCCGGUUCAGGGCAGAUGGACUUUCGAGGACUCCAAAGUACAGCUGAAUGUGGGUGACGUCAUACACUAUUACGUGUUGCUGGAAACUGGAUUCGUGAAGGGGAGUAUUAUAACAACUGGACACUUGUCGGGGAAUCUGAAGCAUGAAGUUCAACGUUUAGAAGAAAUAUCCACAGCAUUGCCUUCUGAAGAGUGUAAACCUUCUAUAACUUCAGUGUAUGAAGGAUCAGAACGCACAUGUUCAGGUCAAGUUCUGUUUGAAGACCGCUUUCUCACAUUCCAGGAUGAUAUGUGGCGUAUUGAGCAUAAUAUACCCGUGGAUAAUCCUGAAUAUCCAUUUAUAUCAUAUCAACGGAACGCAGUGACUACAAAAGACAGGUAUCUAACUAUAAACGCGAAGUUACAAGAGAAUGAGCCAGGAUUCAACAACGCUAGUAUAUAUUGUGGUGUCCUGAACCUUACAGUCGGAUGCACAAAAGCGCAAUGCUCUAUUAAGGCUUCUGGACCAGACAUCCUGCCUCCAGUAGUGUCAGGACGGCUGGCCAGCAAGUUCGCGUUCAAGUACGGCAUCGUGCAUGUUAGGGCUAAGCUACCCGUUGGUGACUGGUUGUAUCCAGAAAUUCUAUUAGAACCGUUGACAUAUAAUUAUGGUAGCAUGAACUACGCAUCAGGAGUACUAAGGAUUGCAUCAGCGAGAGGGAACAAGGUCCUGGGAGCCGGCUCAAAGGAUUACAGUAAUAAAGUGCUGUGCGCUGGUCUCAUCAUGAGCCUGGAAUGUCGUGGGCAAAUCUUACAGGAGUACGUUCACCCUGACAACAAGCUGUGGUGUGACUUCCACACCUACUCAAUGAGGUGGACUCCAGAUAACAUUACGUGGUCAGUCGAUGGAAAGGAAUGGGCGUUUAUAGAUGCUCGCAAUAAAAGUCUGCGCGAUAAUUUUGGGCCACGAUGCGAUAUUCCACGCCACAACGGAACAAAAUUGGCGCCAUUCGAUGAAUUCUUUCACUUAACCCUGGGUGUGUCCGUCGGUGGUAUAUCAGAAUUCAAGGACGAUGUGAAGACCAGAGCUGACAGCCCGAAGCCCUGGCAGAAUUCCAGCCGCAAGGCCAUGUUGCAUUUCUGGAGGGAUUUGAACUCGUGGUACCCAACGUGGUCUCAGCCAAGGAUGAUAGUUGAUUUAGUUAGAGUUAUAGCACUUUAAAAAAUAUUAUACUUUUAUAGGAAAAAAAUGUUUUCAAUAAGUGGACCCACCAAUGUCACACACAUACACAGUCAUGUCUUCAUCCCUUGCGGGAUAGACAGAGCCAGCCGUCUUGAAGGACUGAAGGCCACGUUCAGCUGUUAGGCUUAAUGAUAGAAUUGAGAUUCCAAUAGUGACAGGUUGCUAGCCUAUAUUAGGUGUACCCGCGACUUCGACCGAUUAUGGUGACCGCGCAUAAUUUCCCCCGUUUUUUUCACAUAUUCAAUCAAACAAACAAACUCUUCAGCUUUAUAAUAUUAGUAUAGAUUACAAGCAAUGUCAGAAAAAAUAAAUU